This is a messenger RNA of Tachyglossus aculeatus (Australian echidna), 3070 nucleotides long. It is a transcript of the gene ME1, whose product is annotated as malic enzyme 1. Gene Ontology annotation, molecular function: malate dehydrogenase (decarboxylating) (NAD+) activity; NAD binding; malate dehydrogenase (decarboxylating) (NADP+) activity. NCBI's taxonomy places the organism in Eukaryota, Metazoa, Chordata, Mammalia, Monotremata, Tachyglossidae. Gene Ontology annotation, cellular component: mitochondrion. Bases 67 to 1704 code for a protein of 545 amino acids. The record is from RefSeq and is a predicted model, not a curated record. The transcript is spliced from 14 exons. Gene Ontology annotation, biological process: malate metabolic process; pyruvate metabolic process.
CGCCGCCUUCGCCUCCCCCCUCCGCGGGGCUACGCCCUCACCCGCAGCCCCCACCUCAACAAGGGCAUGGCUUUCACCUUGGAAGAGAGACAACAGUUGAACAUUCAUGGAUUACUGCCUCCUUGCUUUCUUAGUCAAGAUAUACAGGUCCUUCGAGUUCUUAAAAACUUUGAACGGCUGACCACUGAUUUAGACAGAUACAUUCUCCUAAUGGGUCUUCAGGAUCGAAAUGAGAAGCUCUUUUACAAAGUGCUGACUUCUGACAUUGAGAAGUUCAUGCCUAUUGUUUACACUCCUACUGUGGGGCUGGCUUGCCAACAAUAUGGUCUAGCAUUUCGGAGGCCAAGAGGUCUUUUUAUCACCAUCCAUGAUCGAGGACAUAUUGCCACGAUGCUUAAAUCUUGGCCUGCAGAUGUCAUCAAGGCAGUUGUGGUGACUGAUGGAGAAAGGAUUCUUGGACUAGGAGACCUUGGCUGCAAUGGAAUGGGCAUCCCUGUGGGUAAACUGGCCCUGUACACGGCCUGUGGAAGGGUGAAUCCCCAGGAGUGCCUGCCAGUCAUUCUGGAUGUUGGAACCGAGAAUGAGGAGUUGCUUCAGGAUCCUCUAUACAUUGGACUGAGGCACAAAAGAGUGAGAGGACCAGAGUAUGAUGAUCUUGUGGAUGAAUUCAUGGAAGCUGUGACAUCCAGGUAUGGAAUGAAUUGCCUCAUACAGUUUGAGGAUUUUGCUAAUGCAAAUGCAUUCCGUCUCCUGAAGAAGUAUCGCAACCAAUAUUGUACUUUUAAUGAUGACAUUCAAGGAACCGCUUCUGUGGCAGUUGCAGGCCUCCUUGCAGCUCUGCGCAUCACGGGGAACAAGCUGUCUGAUCACAUGAUACUGUUCCAAGGAGCUGGAGAGGCCGCUCUGGGGAUUGCAAACCUGAUUGUUAUGGCAAUGGAAAAAGAAGGAAUGCCAAAAGAGGCUGCUAUUGAAAGGAUAUGGAUGGUUGACUCCAAGGGGUUAAUAGUUAAGGGGCGUUCUUCGUUAACCCCGGAGAAAGCGGAAUUUGCUCACGAACAUGAAGAAAUGAAGAAUCUGGAAGAUAUCGUCCAAUCUCUAAGGCCAACGGCCCUCAUAGGAGUUGCGGCGAUCGGCGGCGCCUUUACGGAGCAGAUUCUCCGAGACAUGGCUUCCUUCAAUGAGCAUCCCAUCGUCUUUGCUCUGAGCAAUCCAACCAGCAAAGCCGAGUGCUCCGCAGAGGACUGCUACGUGUUCACGGAGGGACGAGGCAUCUUUGCAAGCGGCAGCCCUUUCGAUCCGGUCACUCUUCCAGAUGGACGGACUUUCCAUCCCGGUCAAGGGAACAAUUCCUACGUGUUCCCGGGAGUCGCGUUGGGUGUCAUUGCCUGUGGAUUGAAGCACAUCAGUGAUGAAGUCUUUCUCACCACUGCAGAGGUCAUAUCCCGGGAGGUGUCGGACCAACACUUGGAAGAGGGCCGACUGUAUCCUCCACUCCACACCAUUCAAGACGUUUCCCUGAAAAUUGCAGUGAAGAUCGUAGAAGAAGCUUACCAGAAGAAAAUGGCCUCCAUCCACCCGGAGCCGCCCAACAAGGAGGAGUUUAUCCGUGCUCAGAUUUACAGCACCGACUACGAUGAGUUUCUAGCUGACUCCUACUCCUGGCCUGAAGAGGCCACAAGAAUCCAGACCGGAAAGUCUGACUAGAAAAGCAAAUUCCCCAAAGCACGAAAACCGCCAGUGCCCUUGAUGACCUAGCGCAGACUUUUCCCUUUGCCCGAUUGCUGUCUGUUCUCAUGAUUCGGAAAACGUGCUAUGAUUUAGGUUAGCCACCCGGUAGUUUUAUUUCCCUGAAUUGAUUUUAGGUUGCUUGAAUUCAAAUCUAGGUGAAGAUAAAAAUCCCUUUGGAUGUCUCGGAGUUAUUGGGCUUUGUUUAUUUUCCAUUGUUUCCGACUUUCCUCACCCCGAGUUCUCUAAAAUAUAUUGUAUUUAGUACCGAGAAUCUCAGCAUUUAGCACUUGGGACUCAAUGCUCUAAAAAAAACCCAAACAAAAAAACCUAAUAGUCAUCCAUCCAAAUCAAUCAGUGAGUGUCUCCUGAGUUUGAGGCACUAUACUAUAGCAUUUGAUCUAAAUGAAAUUAGAAUUAUUUUGUUAGCAUUUUCAUUAAGCACUUAUUUGCAAAAACCACCAACCUAACAUGUGCUUGGUGUGAACCUUGCUUAUAAGAACAAAUUAAGAAAUUACGCCCUGACGGAUAUAAGCUUCGAACUCUAGCCAGAAACUACAGUUUCGGUCCCAGGGCUGGACUACACUGACUUCUUGUAUGCGGUUAUUCUCAGAUGUUUCUGAAAUGAACCAAUGUCGUUUACAAUGCCUUGUGCAGCCUUACACCUUAACAUUCUUUUACUAUUGAAGAUUUUCCUACACUUGCACUAAGCUUGUCUUCCUCUGACGUUAGGAGAAAAAAAAAAUCUAUUGGGUGAGGUGUUUAAUGUAGCCAUAUUUCCAGGGUCAUGUUCAUCUUGACUUCUUAUCAGAAAUCACCACCGAUUGCAAGUCUCCACUGACCAAGAAGGGCGAGUAACUCAGGGGACAGGUACUAAUGUUAUUUGGUUGUAUUUUUUUUCUAAUAGCUAGCAAUCAAACCAAUGAAAAGGAGGUUUCAAAAGAGAGAAACUCUCAGGCUCAGGUUUGACAACAUUGAUUAGUAACUUGCGUUAUUUAUCUACUGAGUUGUAUUAUUAGGGGAUUUUCUUCCUUUCAAUGCUGUGCUGGAGAGGAAGUUUUAUUUUAAAACUGAAUGUACCAUAAAUUAUUUCUUGGAAAGCGGAAGACAUCCCCAAGUUGGCUUUUGGGAGAAGAGGAAGGAAAAUGGGGUGGGAGGGGAUGUUUUGAGCCCAAUUUUUGGUCCAGUUCUAGAGUCGUCUAAAUGAAACGUUGGGCAGCUGAAGUCCCACAGACGGAAAUUUGCAGGUCCUGUUUUGUGAUAGCGCUAAUUAAUCACCUUUACCUCUGCAAAUGUAUUAAGCCCUGACUAAGGAGAGUGGAUCAAUAAAAUACCAAAAACAACA